GGGUCAGUGAAGUAGACGGCAAUGGCACACAGUGAAACAUCUCCUAUGGAAGGUUCUAAGAAGAUCCUUGAAGAAUACCACAUAAACGAAGUUGUGGGCUUUGCUCUGCCACAUCCACUGGAGGAACUGCCCCCUGCGUUCGAGGGCUGGAUCCGCAUUGCCAGAAGUCUUCCUAAACUGAUCGAGAAUGGGCAACUUAGAGAAGAAGUUGAGAAGCUGCCAACACUCAGCAUUGACGAGCUGAAAGGGCACAGGUUGCAGCGCCUGGCACAUUUGGCUCUGGGGUACAUCACCAUGGCAUAUGUGUGGAACCGAGGAGAUGGUGAUAUUCGAAAGGUGCUGCCCAGGAAUAUCGCUGUUCCCUACUGCCAACUCUCAGACAAGCUGGGGCUGCCUCCGAUUCUGUCCUAUGCAGACUGCGUCCUGGCAAACUGGAAGAAGAAGGACCCCAAUGGGCCCAUGACCUAUGAGAACAUGGACAUUCUGUUCUCCUUUCCUGGUGGAGACUGUGGCAAGGGCUUCUUCCUCGUCUCUCUCUUGGUGGAAAUCGCGGCUUCUUCUGCCAUCCAAGCAGUCCCCACUGUAUGCAGUGCAGUACAGCAUCAAGACCAGAAAGCACUGGAAAAGGCAUUUGAAGAUAUAGCUAAGAGUCUGAAUAACGCCAAGACAUAUUUCCAGAGGAUGCGCGAUUUUGUGGAUCCAAACCAGUUUUUCAAUGUUCUGCGCAUAUAUUUGUCUGGCUGGAAAAACAACCCCAAGCUGCCAGAGGGUCUGCUGUAUGAGGGGGUCUGGGACACCCCAAAAAGUUAUUCAGGGGGCAGCGCAGGCCAGAGCAGCAUCUUUCAGUGCCUUGACACCCUUCUGGGAAUAAAGCAUGAAGGAUCUCCCGCAGAAUUCCUCCAGGAGAUGAGAGAGUACAUGCCUCCAGCCCACCGCGACUUCCUUCGCUCCUUAGAGUCAGGUCCCUCAGUCCGUGAGUUCGUCAUUUCAAAGGGCAAUGAAGACGUGCGGGAAGCAUACAAUAAAUGUGUGAACGGCCUGCUCUCUCUGAGAAGAUUCCACCUCGGUAUAGUAGAAAUAUACAUUUUGAAACCUUCGAAGAAGCAGCAAUGUGGAGGUGACUCCAAAUCGGAGGAACCCUCGGAAAACAGAGGGACUGGGGGUACUGACCUCAGGAGUUUUCUGAAUAAUGUGACGGACGCAACUGAGAAAGCCCGUCUGAGCAGCGCUUAGGGUAGCAAGAUUGCAUUCGAUCAGUGCAUAGAGAUCUGCAUAUGCCCUGCUAUAGCUCAUUAGAUCAGCCCCAGUGAGGAAGAGUACGGAAUGAUUUACCAGAAAGGCACUGUAGAGCUUUCAAAAUUUUAUCUCUACAUCUCUCUGUAGAAGAAUAGCAAAAGCGAAUCAUUUAAUAAUGUUUUAAAAUGAUACAAGAAAUAUUACAAGUUAUAUUGUUGAUUGGGGGUAUAACAAUGAAACUCAGUAAAUAAAAAAUUAUUGUAAAGUGAAUAAA
This is a messenger RNA of Arvicola amphibius (Eurasian water vole), 1510 nucleotides long. RefSeq names its product indoleamine 2,3-dioxygenase 1 (gene Ido1). The record is from RefSeq and is a predicted model, not a curated record. Lineage: Eukaryota; Metazoa; Chordata; Mammalia; Rodentia; Cricetidae. The transcript is spliced from 10 exons. Gene Ontology annotation, molecular function: metal ion binding; heme binding; L-tryptophan 2,3-dioxygenase activity. Gene Ontology annotation, cellular component: cytoplasm. Gene Ontology annotation, biological process: 'de novo' NAD+ biosynthetic process from L-tryptophan. The coding region runs from base 22 to 1233 and encodes 403 amino acids.